Molecule: messenger RNA, 588 nt
Organism: Kluyveromyces marxianus DMKU3-1042
Lineage: Eukaryota; Fungi; Ascomycota; Saccharomycetes; Saccharomycetales; Saccharomycetaceae
Gene: ISA2
Product: Isa2p
Exons: 1
Coding region: 1-588 (195 amino acids)
Biological process (GO): iron-sulfur cluster assembly
Cellular component (GO): mitochondrion
Molecular function (GO): 2 iron, 2 sulfur cluster binding; 4 iron, 4 sulfur cluster binding; iron ion binding
Source: RefSeq, a predicted model, not a curated record
AUGAUGCUAGGGUCGAGGUUGUUCGCAAGAUGCAGAGGCACGCUUGGUGCUGUGCCCCUUAGAUAUGGCGUUUCCCGGGUUUCGGGAACCCCAAGAUCAAUUAACGUUGUGCGCUGGCAAUCCUCCAUGGACUCUCCAAUCAAGCCUGCAAAGAUCAUAAAUGCGGUACCGGACCUGCAUUUCAGCAUAACCAACCGAGCCGCAAACCGAUUGGCAGACAUAUACAAGACGAGCCAUGAGAUUCUCAGGGUCACUGUGGAAUCUGGUGGAUGCCACGGAUUCCAGUACAAUCUAAAGCUUGUGCCAGAGAGUGAUAAGAAAGGAGUAGAGGAAGCUGAAGGAGCCUCGGAAAACCAGAACGACGAUGAUCUGGAAGACGAUUUUGAUGAUGUGAAAGACAUAGUAUACGUUUUGCCCGAUUCCAACGCACAAGUGGUGAUCGAUGAGCAAUCGUUGAAGAUUUUAAACAACACUACACUUACGUACACUACGGAGUUGAUUGGAUCGACAUUCAAAAUCACAGGUGGUAAUAUGACCAGUAGUUGCGGCUGUGGCAGUAGUUUUGGAUUGGACGAACAAGCGUUAUGA